Molecule: messenger RNA, 2607 nt
Organism: Drosophila sechellia
Lineage: Eukaryota; Metazoa; Arthropoda; Insecta; Diptera; Drosophilidae
Product: solute carrier family 22 member 3
Biological process (GO): transmembrane transport
Cellular component (GO): membrane
Molecular function (GO): transmembrane transporter activity
Source: RefSeq, a predicted model, not a curated record
CUAAAUUCUGACUUCGGUAGUCGUGCUAAGGUAAUUUAACGUGCGAAAGCGUCAGGGAACUGCUUGCGGACAGAUUUCUCCGCCGUGAAUAACUUAGCCAAUUAAGGGAGCUAAACAUCGCGCGUGCGGCAUUCCAAGCCGGAAGUCAGUCACUUGUCGGCGCUUGGCGAUAUCGGCAGCAGCAUGCUAAAGCUGAACCAAACGGAGGCGGUUUCGGAGAAGCCUAAAUCCGGACCGGGUGACAUAGACCCACCGAAGACGUCGGAGGAGAACCAGCUGGACGCGAUCAUCGUUGAGAUUGGCCAGUUCGGACGUUUUCAAGUCUUCAACUACUUGCUGCUUUGCCUACCCAUUAUCUGCAACGCCUUCUACUCCAUUUCCUACGUUUUCACCGCUGGCGAUGUGCCCCACAGGUGCAACAUCACCCUGUGCGAUGGGUUGGACUCCAGGUAUGAAGAACCUUUCUUAAAUUUCACCACUCCCCAGCGCCACGGCAACUGGGCUCAAUGUCAGCAGUACGCCGUACGAUCCGACCUCGUGGGUGAACCUUCAUGCAAUGUCAGUAGCUUUGAUGUGGGUCAGCGUGUCCCCUGCGAUGCUGGCUAUAAGCUGGGGAGCGGCGAAAAGACAAUAGCAACUGAGUUUGGCAUUUUCUGCGCUGACCAGUGGAAGCUGUCAAUGGUAGGAACCGUCAACAAUAUUGGACAGUUUGUGGGAAUACCACUGGGGGGGUAUCUCGCCGAUCGAUAUGGGCGUAAAUUCAUACUGGUAGCCUCGGGAAUCCUGAGUUCCUUUGCAGGACUGGCUCGCUCGCAUGCCCCGGAGUACUACAGCUUCCUGAGCUUGGAGUUCCUGGACAUGGUCGUGGGGAGCACGCUCUUCCCCACCGCCUUCCUUCUCGCCGUGGAGCUAGUUGGCCCCAAGCACCGCGUGUUGGCGGCUACAGUGAUCUCCCUGACCUACGGCCUGGCAGAGGCCCUUAUGGGCCUCGUGGCCAAGUAUCUGAGAGACUGGCGUGUCUUUCUACGUGUGCUAUAUACGCCAGCUCUGCUCCAUCUGAUUUUCAUUUGCCUGCUGCCGGAGAGCGUGCGGUGGUUGCUCAGCCAGUCGAAAGAGAUGGAGGCCCAGACCACACUGCGGAGGGUGGCGCAAGUAAACCGAAAAGCACUGCCGGAGCACCAGCUUAACGCACUGAUACUCUCAAACCGCCGGCUGCUGACCCAGUCUUCCGCAACCGGGGGCCACUACAGUUUCCGUCAGAUCUUCCAGGCCUUGGGCUGCCGCACCACCCUGUGCUGCUUCGUGUGGUUUACCCACACCCUGAUCGCCCUCGGUCUGAGUCUGCAUUCAGCCAAGUUGAGUGGGAGCAACUUGACGGGUCUUAUGCAGCUGCCUGGUAUCCUGAUGGCCACCACACUCAUGAACUGGAUAGGACGCCGACGGGCGCUCAGCUCCUGCCAGUUCACUUGUGCAGUCCUCCUCCUUGCAGUGGCUGCCACGGAUGAAGUGUACCCUGUGACCUCUUCAACCCUGUACUUCCUUGCCAAAAUGACGUCCACGGGCAGCUUUAUGAUCCUGUACUUCUUCACCUCCGAGAUCUUCCCCACCAACUGCAGGAACAGCAUGCUCUCCUUCUGCUCCAGUAUGGGUCGCUUUGGCUCCAUGCUGUCCCCCCAGACUACUCUACUGAUCCCCUACUACAAAUAUGCGCCUCACCUACUAUUCGCCCUAUUCGGCUUCACCUGCUCGGGUUUGGUUUUGUUCUUCCCGGAGACAACCAACAAGGUGCUGCCCACCACGCUGGCUGAAUCUUGCGCCCUGGACAAGAGUAUACCUAGGAAAAAGUCUUAAAAAGUACUAACUAAUCGACAUUAUCGCGUCGCUCACAUUGGAGUUUGUAGUUUUUCUCGAGUAAAAUACUUGCAAGUCAAGUUUGGGCAAACAACAUUCAUGUUUUUGGAACCAAAAUUAUGUACAGGUUAAAAACAAAGACACUAGAAUAAUUAUUAAUAAUUAUUAAUAAGUUAUUUGACAGUGGCGAAGGUUACGUUCAAACUUUAAGCAAUAUAUUAUCAUUUCUUAUACAAAAACAAUCAAAUAAAAAAUUCAACUUUUAUGUGACGUGCUUAAUGGUGUACAGGAGCGAAAACUGCACUUCUAAAACUUUAAAUUUUGUAUGGAAGCAAAAAAAACCAAGCUUUAUGCCUUUUAAGUGCUUGGGAAUACACCAAACUAAAAAUCAGUUACAGCAGAGACCACAAAAGUAUAACAACGCAGUGCAAAAAUGAAACGGUUUAAUUGGAUGUAAUUAUAGUAAGUUGGUUACUAAGUCUAUCAAGUCUAAGUCUUGAUUUUGAUUAUAAAAUAAAGCAAGCAGAAUAAGAAUAAAAACGUUAGUAAGUAUAAUGUAAAAAGACAUAGAUAUAGUAAAAACAGACUAAACAAGAAUUUAGUUAGUUUUAAAUACAAAUACCUAUUUACAUAUAGCAAAGAACAUAUUUUCAAUUUGUUUGCCAGCUGUUUCUAUGUCAGAUUUGCGACAUAGUCGUACUAUUUCCAAGUAAUUAAAAUUAAAAUCAAAAUAAAAAGAAAUUAUAUUAUUUUAAA